Musca domestica (house fly) is the source of this 747-nucleotide messenger RNA. RefSeq lists its product as uncharacterized. The record is from RefSeq and is a predicted model, not a curated record. The coding region runs from base 1 to 747 and encodes 248 amino acids. The transcript has a single exon. NCBI's taxonomy places the organism in Eukaryota, Metazoa, Arthropoda, Insecta, Diptera, Muscidae.
AUGCGUGCCUUUAUUGUGUUGUGUUUAGUGGCCACCGCCUGUGCUCAAUCGGGCUAUAAUUAUCAAGCCGGCAGUAGUGGUAAUUUUGGUGCAGCUACUAAUUCUGCCCCAUCUUUUGAUGCUGGAUCUUCACUUGGUGCUGCUGCUCCCUCAUUUGCUCCUGUCGCUGCCUCCGAUUUUGGUUCUUCCGAUAAUGUUGGAUCUGCCUCCAAUGCUGCCCCAGUCCAAGGCGAACUUGAAAAGGAAUUCUAUACUUUCACUGCUAACGAUGAAGACUUCAACGAACCAGCAGGCUCCAAUCAAUUCAGCAACGCUGCCAAACAAGGCCUUCGCGUAAUCUUUAUCAAGGGCCCCGAAAGCAGUGGUUUAGAAGAUGCGGCUUUGGCUUUGGCCAAACAAGCUGCUGAACAACAAACCGCCAUCUAUGUCCUCCAAAAACAAGCUGAUCUUGCUGACUUGGCCAACAAAUUGAACCAAGACAACAGCAAUGUUAAUCACAAACCCGAAGUUCACUUCGUUAAAUAUCGUACCCCUGAAGAUGCUGCCAAUGCCCAAAAGGCCAUUCAAGAUCAAUACAACUCCUUGGGUGGUAAAUCUCAGCAAUUUGAUGGUGGUGUUGCUCCUGCCCUGAACUUUGCAUCUCAGGCUCCAGUUGCUCCUGCUCCAGCACCAGCUGCUGCCGCUUCCAGUCCUGCCACCAGCUCCACCUACCUGCCGGCUUCUGCUCUUCGUCGUUUCCGUUUGUAA